Messenger RNA from Limulus polyphemus (Atlantic horseshoe crab), 2875 nucleotides. RefSeq names its product zinc finger protein 665-like. The coding region runs from base 182 to 2335 and encodes 717 amino acids. NCBI's taxonomy places the organism in Eukaryota, Metazoa, Arthropoda, Merostomata, Xiphosura, Limulidae. The record is from RefSeq and is a predicted model, not a curated record. The transcript has 5 exons.
UGCCCGUGGCUCUGUUUCGUACUAAAAGUAGUAUCGUACUGUUUUAGUUAUUGAUCAUGUGUUGUAAUUUACGAGAGAGAAACUGGACAAAUUUUAAUGUUGCUGAAAUGCUAAACAAUAUUUUGACCAGUUUCAAGCUUCAAACAGCUCUACAUGUGAAUGGCAACUUCCUGAUGUAACAAUGGAAGUAUUGAAGAUGGAAGUUGAACCUUUGUCAGAUGAAGAAGAGAAUGCUUUGCUGGAAGUAAAGUGCCUAAUAAAUGAAAAAGAAACUAAGGAUGGAUCACCUAGAGAAAAUUCUUUCUUUGGAGAAGGAUCUUCACAUUCCAUUUUUGAGUUUGGUGUAGUAAAAGAGGAACAAGAAGAAGAUAAUCAAACUGAAGAGGGCAUAGAGAACAUAUUUGUGAGAGUAAAAACAGAGCAACCUGAUGACUUAACACAAGAUGGCAUUAUUUCCAAGUUCAGUGAGGAUGAUGAUGAUCUAGAUUGUUCAAAAGAUGAUGUUAUGAAUUUGGAAAAAGAAAAUGAAGAACAUGAAAAAGAAUUGGUGCAAUUUAACUGUGGGUUAGAAGUUACAUCAGGUCCAAAGACUUUGAACUACCAUUAUUGCAAACAGUUUCCUGCUUAUAAUUUCUUGACACAAGGAGAUACCAAUGCAUGUAUAAAAAAGAGGAAAUCUCAGAAAACAAAUAGCUGUGACACAGUUGUCAAAACUUUAGUGAAACAAAAACAUUUUCAUGAUGGAAAUAUGCUCCACAGUUGUCUUAGAAACAAUAAUGACCUAAAUAGACAUCAGAAAGCACGUACUGGUGUGGAACCUUACAGCUGUGAUGUUUGUGGCAAGAAAUUUGGAAAAAAUAGCAUCCUAAAAAUUCAUCAAAGGAUACACACUGGGGAGAAACCUUACAGCUGUGAUGUCUGUGGCAAGAAAUUUUCACAGAAUUCACAAUUAAAAAGUCACAAGUUUAUCCACACUGAAGACAAACCCUACAAUUGUGAGGUGUGUGGCAAAAACUUUAGAAGCAAUAAUAUCCUAAAAAGACAUCAUAGAAUACACACUGGUGAGAAACCUUACAGUUGUGAUGUCUGCUCCAAAUCAUUUUUGCGGAAUGAACAAUUAAAAAGGCAUCAGUUUAUCCACACUGAAGACAAACCAUAUAUGUGUGAUAUGUGUGGCAAAAAAUUUGGAAGCAAUAAUGCCCUCAAAAGACAUAAGAGAACACAUACACAUGAGAAAUCUUCUAGUUGUUAUCCCUGUGGCAAUAAAUUUGCACAAUAUUCACAAUUAAAAAGUCAUAAAUUUAUCCACUCUGAAGACAAAUUCUAUAUAUGUGAGGUGUGUGGAAAAACAUUUGGAAGCAAUAAUGACCUAAAAAUACAUCAGAGAAUACAUACUGGUGAGAAACCUUACAGUUGUGAUGUCUGUUGCAAGAAAUUUGCACGGAACUCCCAAUUAAAAAGCCAUAAAUUGUUCCACACUGAAGACAAACCUUACAGUUGCGAGGUUUGUGGUAAAAAAUUUGGGAGCAAUAAUGUCCUAAAAAUACAUCAGAGAAUACACACUGGUGAGAAACCUUACAGUUGUGAUGUCUGUUGCAAGAAAUUCUCACGGAAUUCACAUUUAAAAAGGCAUCAGUUUAUUCACACUGAAGAAAGACCAUUUAUGUGUGAUGUGUGUGGAAAAAAAUUUGUUAGGAAUUAUGUUCUAGAAAAACAUAAGAGAAUACAUACUCUUGAGAAACCGUAUACCUGUGAUGUUUGUGGCAAAAAAUUUGCAUGGAAUUCACAAUUAAACAGUCAUAAAUAUAUCCACACUGAAGAGAAGCCAUAUAUUUGUGAGGUGUGUGGCAAAAAAUUUGGAAACAAUGAUGUUCUAAAAAGACAUCAGAGAAUACACACUGGUGAGAAACCUUACAGUUGUAAGGCCUGUGGCAAGACAUUUUUACGGAAUUCACAAUUAAAAAGUCAUAUGUUUAUCCACACUGAAGAUAGACCAUACAUGUGUGAUGUGUGUGGCAAAAAAUUUGUAAGGAAUUACGUCUUAGAAAUACAUAAGAGAAUACACACUCAUGAGAAACCUUAUACCUGUGAUAUCUGUUUUAAGAAAUUCGCAUUGAAUUCACAUUUAAAAAGUCAUAAGUUUAUCCACACUGAAGAUAAACCAUACAUUUGUGAUGUGUGUGGCAAAAAAUUUGGAAGCAGUAAUGUCCUAAAAACACAUCAGAGAAUACACACUGGUGAAAAGCCUUACAGUUGUGAUGUCUGUUGCAAGAAAUUUUUAUGGAGUUCACAAUUAAAAAAUCAUAAGUUUAUCCACAUUGAAGACAAACCCUAGAUUUGUGAUGUGUGUGGCAAAAAAUUUGGAAGUGAUAAUAUACACCAUUGAGAAACCUUACAGUUGAGAUGUUUUUUGCAAUAAAUCUUCAUGGAAUUCACAGUAAAAAUCGCAUCAAUUUAUCCAAAGAAAUGUCAACAAAUAGAUGUAUUAAUGUAACAUCAGUCAUUAGAAUUGGACAAACAAGUCAUGCAGUGUUUGUUUCUGUAACAGAAAAGCUAUACUAAUUUCAUAUGUAGGAAUGUUUUAUUAACCCAUAAUAAGCUUAACAAUUGUAGUGUAUGACAGGAAGUGCCCAUAUAGUCAUUGAAAAAAAUAUAUCAAAUUACCUAGAAUAAAAAUAAAUUGUACACUUGUAAAUAUUUGAGUAUAUGGCAAUGAAUUUUUGAGAGAAAAACAAAAUACCCUGAAACAACGCUAGGAUAUAGACACUGGUGUGAAAUUGUAAUGUGUAGUAUUUGUGACAAGCUAUUUUCAAGUGUAAUAUUCUUGAAAAAGAUCAAAUUAUUUACAAUAGAAAUAAAUAAUACAUUUAUGCAA